UGGAUUGUUAAUGAAUAAUAACAUGAUAUAUAAGAUAGCAGGAAACCGAUCAACUGUAUCUCCAAAUACAUUGAAAGAUUUGUCGGACAAAGAGAGAAAUAUUCUAGAUGAUUCGGAUCCCUCAUCUUCAGACUUGGACAAACCAUCCAAGCAGAAACGUCACCGGACCAGAUUUACCCCUGCCCAGCUGAAUGAAUUGGAAAGGAGUUUUGCCAAGACACACUAUCCUGAUAUAUUUAUGCGUGAAGAAAUGGCAUUAAGGAUCGGUUUAACAGAAUCCCGAGUACAGGUUUGGUUUCAAAACCGUAGAGCCAAAUGGAAGAAACGAAAGAAGGCCACCAAUGUUUUCAGAACUCCUGGGGCGCUUCUACCCUCAACUGGAUUCGGUCCAUUUGGAACAAUGGGCGAGGCGUUCUGUACUUUCCCGGGUACGGAUCCAAGAUGGGCGAGCAUGCAGCAAUUUGGCUCACCGAUGAAUGCCAAUGUCAAUCCGUUGACCCUAUCAGCAAGCUUACCGCGCCAAGGUUUUGCUCAAUCACUGUCGUCACAAGUACCUGUUGGUUCCCUUGGCAACAGCUCGGUAUCACUUAGCAACGGUAUUUCAGUCUCUAACGGCAGUCCGGCCAUAUAUAAUCCUAGUUAUGGUGUGACGUCGACAUGCUCCCCACCCUUGACUGCUAACUCCCCAUCCCCAACAUUUACUACUUCACAAAUGUCUUGUGGGAUGCAGGAAAUGGAUGAUGUAUGGAGAGGAACGAGUAUUGCUGCUCUAAGACGAAAGGCUCUGGAACAUUCCGCCUGUUUAACAGGAUUUCGUUAAAACGAGAAAUAAACAUCAACAAAGUGUAUAAAAGUGCUGUUUAGACUUUAUAAAAGUGUUAUUAUAUUUUUAGUCUAGUCAAUUUUUUUUUUCAACAUAUUGUUUUAUUUGAUAUUCUUUAUUUUUACCGCCAUAUUUCAUCAAAGUAUUCAUUUUCAUAUCUCAAGUAGUAUCCCAUGCCAACACAUCAAUUAUUUAAUUACAACUUUAUUU
Lottia gigantea (owl limpet) is the source of this 1033-nucleotide messenger RNA. RefSeq lists its product as hypothetical. Lineage: Eukaryota; Metazoa; Mollusca; Gastropoda; Lottiidae. The record is from RefSeq and is a predicted model, not a curated record. Bases 23 to 820 code for a protein of 265 amino acids. Gene Ontology annotation, molecular function: DNA binding; DNA-binding transcription factor activity, RNA polymerase II-specific. Gene Ontology annotation, biological process: regulation of DNA-templated transcription; neuron differentiation. The transcript is spliced from 3 exons.